CGCCCCCCGCCGCUGUGAGCUGCAGUCACGAGAUGUGAUGCAGAAUGCGUGUCACGGAUAAAUGAAGUGGGGGAAUAAAGAGAGAGGGGGGAAAAAGAGGUCGAGCUGAAUCUCCUUUUUAUUGGACGAGGCCAGCCGGGAGGUGUUUUCGUCAAAGGGCAACGUGCGGAUGGUCGUGUACUCACUUGGUGACCACUGAGCGGCGAGGAGCUGGAUUUCAUUCCUCCCUGUGUGGCGGUGGGUCAGCUCAGCUCAGUCACGACGACCAGCUGAAGGAAACACGCAGUCUGAGUGCGUCUUCCACACGAGCCUCCACGGACGUUGUGUGCUAAACCGCACGUCCGCCCGAAAUCAAUCAGUCUUCGACUUACCAACUCGGGGAAGAUGGAGGGGGAGAAGAAACAAGUAACGUGCUACCUCCUGUUCUCUCUGGGCACAGCUGUUAUUGGCUCCCUGCAGUUUGGCUACAACACAGGGGUCAUCAAUGCACCUGAACAGAAACUGCAAGCGUUCUUCAACGAGACUUGGGUGAAACGUUAUGGGAAGCCUAUUGAUCCUGGAGUUUCUAUCUUUGUGUGGAGCUUAGCGGUGGCCAUUUUCAGUGUCGGUGGAAUGGUGGGCUCCUUCAGUGUCGGUGUGGUGGCAGAUAAGUUUGGACGACGUAAGUCAAUGUUCCUGGUGAAUGUCUUGGCCUUGAUCGGUGGAGGGCUGAUGGGGCUGUGCACUCUCUGCUCUUCCUUCGAGAUGGUCAUUGCUGGCCGGCUGGUUAUCGGGCUUUUCUGUGGCCUCUUCACUGGUCUCACUCCGAUGUAUGUCGGAGAAGUAUCACCCACCCCUCUGCGUGGAGCCUUUGGGACUCUGCACCAGCUGGGUGUGGUAGUGGGCAUCUUGAUUUCGCAGAUCUUUGGUCUGGAGUUUCUUCUCGGCUCAGAUAAACUGUGGCCUGUGCUGCUAUCUCUGACUGUGGUACCUGCAGUUAUACAGUGUCUGCUACUGCCUUUCUGCCCCGAGAGCCCCCGCUACCUUCUUAUUAACCUCAAUCAGGAGGAGGAGGCUCGCAAAGCACUUGUGCGUCUUCGAGGCUUUGAGGACGUGUCGAAGGAUAUGCAGGAAAUGAAGGAGGAGAGCGUGAAGAUGAACAUGGAGAAGAAGGUUACCAUCCCUGAGCUCUUCCGUACCGCCACAUACCGCCAGCCUCUUCUCAUUGCGGUUGUUCUGCAGCUGUCCCAGCAGCUGUCUGGCAUCAAUGCUGUGUUCUACUACUCAACUGGUAUUUUUGAGUCUGCUGGUGUGACCCAACCCAUAUACGCUACCAUUGGAGCUGGAGCUGUCAACGUUGUUUUCACUGUGGUUUCGCUGUUCCUUGUUGAGAGGGCUGGACGAAGGUCAUUGCACCUUAUUGGCUUAGGUGGUAUGGCUGUCAGCGCCCUGCUUAUGACCAUCGCCCUCCUAUUGAAGCACAUCGAGUCUCUGAGCUACCUGAGCAUUGCAGCAGUGUUUGCCUUUGUGGCUAUGUUUGAGAUGGGCCCAGGACCCAUUCCCUGGUUCAUUGUGGCCGAGCUCUUCUCCCAGGGGCCCCGUCCUGCUGCCAUGGCCAUUGCUGGAUUCUCUAACUGGACAGCCAACUUCCUCGUGGGCAUCAGCUUCCCCAAAUUGGAGGAAAUUUGUGGGCCAUACGUUUUCAUCAUCUUCAUGAUCUUCCUCAUCCUCUUCUUCGUCUUCACAUUCUUCCGUGUUCCUGAGACAAAGGGGCGAACCUUUGAAGACAUCGCUCGAGAAUUCCGCGGUGCUCCACCUCCUUCAACUACUGCUGUAGAGGAGGCCAGCGGAGUCAUGGCGUCCACUUCUCCAGUAAAAGAGAAAGUUCCCUUGGUGGCAGCCAAUUCUGGAGCAGAGGAGAAGCCCAGCUCUUCUGUGAAGGCUGCUUCAGAGGCCGCCAAGGGUGAGGAGAAACCUGAGUCUGCUACAGAGCCACUAGUUAAAUCCACUACAGAGGAGAAAUCUAAUUCCACUGUCCAGGAAAGUGUUUAG
This is a messenger RNA of Colossoma macropomum (tambaqui), 2031 nucleotides long. It is a transcript of the gene slc2a3a, whose product is annotated as solute carrier family 2 member 3a. The transcript is spliced from 11 exons. The record is from RefSeq and is a predicted model, not a curated record. Gene Ontology annotation, cellular component: basolateral plasma membrane; apical plasma membrane. Bases 385 to 2031 code for a protein of 548 amino acids. Gene Ontology annotation, molecular function: hexose transmembrane transporter activity. NCBI's taxonomy places the organism in Eukaryota, Metazoa, Chordata, Actinopteri, Characiformes, Serrasalmidae. Gene Ontology annotation, biological process: response to insulin; monosaccharide transmembrane transport.